AUGUCUUUAACCAAUUCCUUUGCCACCCCGUUACUUUUGCUUUUAUAUGUUGUUUUAUUCUCAGUUACUGAUGCAGAAGAAUGCGAAGUAUGUGUGGGGUUUUUGGGCCGGCUUUAUAACUCACUGGUGAUCAGGCACACAGAAUUGUCCCCAGAGCUGGUGGAGGAGAGUCUGAUCGGAGCCUGCGCCGAGACUACUGGGAAAGAGAAUCGACUUUGUUAUUACCUGGGAGCCUCCAGUGAUGCUGCAGCCAAAGUGACAGGUGAGGUGAUCCGCCCCCUCAGUGCACAUGUUCCUGUCCGCAAAAUCUGCCAGAGACUUCAGCGCAUGGACGGCCAGAUCUGCGAGCUCAGAUAUGAGCAUCCUGUUCUUGACUGGAGCAGGGACGCUUUGUCUAAAAUGCGAGUGUUGGAGCUGAAAAGAGUCUUGGCCUCGUGGGGGGAGGAGUGCAGAGUCUGUCUGGAGAAGAGUGAAUUUAUUAAUCUCAUCCAGGAGGUGGCCCCCAAACACAGCACAGCGCAGCACAGAAUGCAUUCGGAAGAGUUCUGA
Molecule: messenger RNA, 549 nt
Organism: Carassius carassius (crucian carp)
Lineage: Eukaryota; Metazoa; Chordata; Actinopteri; Cypriniformes; Cyprinidae
Product: cerebral dopamine neurotrophic factor-like
Exons: 4
Coding region: 1-549 (182 amino acids)
Biological process (GO): dopaminergic neuron differentiation; neuron projection development
Cellular component (GO): endoplasmic reticulum
Source: RefSeq, a predicted model, not a curated record